Huiozyma naganishii CBS 8797 is the source of this 1041-nucleotide messenger RNA. RefSeq lists its product as uncharacterized. Gene Ontology annotation, molecular function: RNA binding. The record is from RefSeq and is a predicted model, not a curated record. The transcript has a single exon. Lineage: Eukaryota; Fungi; Ascomycota; Saccharomycetes; Saccharomycetales; Saccharomycetaceae. Bases 1 to 1041 code for a protein of 346 amino acids. Gene Ontology annotation, cellular component: cytoplasm.
AUGAAUAGCCACGGUGAACAAGACCCUAUUCAACAUGGUAGCUCCUUACCGGUUACCGCUGACCAACAGGCCAGUACGAUUAACGAUCCAAGGGCCAUGAAUACUUCCGAUUCAUCUUCUGCUAUAAACAAGCAAGCUUCCACUGCGCAGAACUCUGAUGCUUUAGCUCACCAUCUAGGUAACUUGAACAUCGAUUCUGACUCCUCCAAUUUGACUUCAACCCCUCCUACUGAACAUGUUGCCAAUGUCAGUAAUGACCCGAACAUGGCUGGUUCGUCCAACGAUGGAUCCCACGUAACUCCACCGCUUGGCCAUGUCCCACCCCAAUUUACUCCUACAGGAAUCAACAAUAUUCCCAACCCUGGACAUUCAUCUCAGAAUAUUCCAUAUCCGCCGUACAACUAUGUACCACCAGCUCCAUAUGUCCAGUAUCCAUACCAGCAACAACAGGCAUACAGUGCCUAUGGACCAUCCGCCUCUGUACUAAGUGUACAGAUCCCUGACCCCAACAUCCCGAACGCUCUCAAUCCAACGUCCCCCAACAGUUUGUCCUUCAUCACCAGCGCAACUGGUUUUGACCUUUGGAUUCAACAACUCAUCAACCAUCUACGUAACAAGGGCUAUGCUGAUCUCGUUCCAGAUAAAUUCGGAACAACGAAACGCUAUGCUACCGACGGUGAAGAAUUGGGGAUCACAUGGUUAUUCACUCAUUAUGUGAAGAAAGAGUACUACCCUAACUGGAUUCCUACAAUGAAAGGGUCUGAUUUAUCUGAAUAUGACAUCAUUCAAACUGCUAUGACUAAACAUAUUCAGAAACAUGAUCCCGGCCAAACCGCAUGGGAAAUCAGUCAACUCACUUUCGGUCCGUCUGAACCUGCCAUUACCUUUAUCGGUCGAGUGAGGCGCUUAGUUAGAUAUCUCCCUCCCGAUAUGACCCCACUUCUCGAUACACUUAUUAAGAACGGUAUUCUCGUUGCUUUAAAAGACCCUAUUCAACAGUACUUGCUUGCCUAUGUCUGGCUAGUCCAGAGACAAUCUUGA